AGAUCCAGAAGUUCAAGUCUGUCAACCUCUAAAGUCUUAUCUCAAACGAACUCAGAUGGUGCGGUGCGUCUUGACAACGUGUCUGGCAUUGGCGGAAAAGGAGAGAAAGGAAGUCCAGGGGAAAAGGGUCCAAGAGGACCCCAAGGCAUUAGAGGAUCAAAGGGAGAAAUCGGUAUCCAAGGUCCAGUAGGUCCUAGGGGUGAUCGUGGAUUACCCGGAGCAAAUGGAGAAGCCGGACCACAAGGUCGUCCCGGUGCAGAGGUGAGUGAAGAUGUGUUGAAACGCUAUUUUUCUCCAGUCAAGGGACUGGCAGAGAGGAUGAAACAACUGGAGGAUUGGAAAGAAGAGUGGACAAAGAAUGAGAGUAGAGUGACUGUUGCAGCACAUCUUGUAGGAUCAUCAGGCAGUUGGUAUACUAUAUCAGGUGUGAUAACCUACUGGCAAACAAGCAGUCCAUCAUUCUUACUGGGUGCCAUCACAUACAGCAAUGGAGCUCUUACAAUUCCAUCUGAUGGUGUUUACUAUAUUUAUACACAUCUCUACUUAAAUGCCAAUAGUGGCUAUGCCAUUUAUCCUUACAUCAGAGUAAAUGGCAAUCGUGUUUUGUACAUUGCAAGCUACCAUCAUCAUAGUGAACAGAAAACCAAGCACGCUGGUCUACUUCAGCAGCUGAAAAGAGGUGAUAGCGUUGAAAUAUAUGGUGGAGGACAUCAACACUACAUGAGCUCUACUCAUUCAGUUUUUGGUAUUUUUAAGAUUGACUAGAAGCAUGUUGUUGAGAAUGAGAAUGUCAAUUAAUUAAGUGAUAAGUGUGAGUGUCCAAUGACUCUCCAUGUGAUCAUGUUUAAUAGUAAUUGUAGUUGUGACUGUGUAUGUUGGACUGUAGUGUGACCAUUCAACCCUAAUUUUUGUUUGUUUCAUUUCUGUUUAGUUCCAUUUCUAUAUUAUUAGCAAUAAAUGUUCAUUGACUCCUA
Messenger RNA from Corticium candelabrum, 974 nucleotides. RefSeq names its product lymphotoxin-alpha-like. The record is from RefSeq and is a predicted model, not a curated record. The transcript is spliced from 9 exons. Gene Ontology annotation, molecular function: tumor necrosis factor receptor binding. Gene Ontology annotation, cellular component: membrane. The coding region runs from base 319 to 765 and encodes 148 amino acids. Gene Ontology annotation, biological process: immune response. Lineage: Eukaryota; Metazoa; Porifera; Homoscleromorpha; Homosclerophorida; Plakinidae.